Closterium sp. NIES-65 is the source of this 2307-nucleotide messenger RNA. NCBI's taxonomy places the organism in Eukaryota, Viridiplantae, Streptophyta, Zygnematophyceae, Desmidiales, Closteriaceae. The record is from the annotation of a GenBank genome assembly.
AUGUUCCUCCUCGUCGGCCGCUCUUGCCCACGUCAGACCGCUUUCCUCGUCGCCCGCGCUUUCCCUCAUUACCCUCCCCGACCCUCUGGUCACAUAUGUUCCCGUAGUUGCCCACGCUCUCCCACGUUAACCACACAUCCCCUCGUUGCAAUUGCUAGUAGUAAACAUACCGCGCUUCAGAUCGUCACCCGCGCUCCCCUCAUCACCCUCGUCGACCCACACCGAUCCUCGCCGCCCUCACCUCCCUUGGUCACCGACAUUCCCUCUCGUCGCUCGCGCUUCCCCUCAUCACCCGUGCCGACCCUCGCCGCCCUCGCCUCCCCUCGUCGCCCGCGCGUCCCGUCGUCGGGCUUGCCUCCCAGUCACUCGCGCUUCCCCUUGUCAUCCGCGUUUCCAUCCGCUCUUCCCCUCUCCCCAUCUCACCAUCUCCAGCCCAUCCUUCCUCCCUCAUUCCUUCCGAAGGGCUCUCUCCCCGGCGUCUGCCCCCGUUCCCCCCAUCCUCUUCCUUGUUUCCCCGUAUCCCCUGCCGUGCUUCCCCCCAUCCUAUCCCCUCUUACCCCGUAUCCCCUGCCCUGCUUCCCCCCAUCCCCUUCCCUGCUUCCCCCCAUCCCCUUCCCUACUUCCCCCCAUCCCCUUCCCUGCUUCCCCUCAUCCCCUUCCUUGCUUCCCCUCGUCCCCUCCCUUGCUUUCCCCCAUCCUCUUCCCUGCUUCCCUCCAUCCCCUUCCCUACUUUCCCCCAUCCCCUGCCCUGCUUCCCCCCAUCCCCCUCCCUGCUUCCCCCCAUCCCCUUCCCUGCUUCCCCCCUUCCCUUUCCCUGCUUCACCCCAUCCCCUCCCCUGCUUCCCCCCAUCCCGUCCCGUGCUUCCCCCCAUCCCCUUCCCUGCUUCCCCCCAUCCGCUUCCCUGCUUCCCCCCAUCCCUUUCCCUGCUUCCCCCCAUCCCCUUCCCUGCUUCACCCCAUCCCCUUCCCUGCUUCCCCCCAUCCCCUCCCCUGCUUCCCCCCAUCCCCCUCCCUGUUUCCCCCCAUCCACUUCCCUUCUUCCCCCCAUCCCCUCCCCUGCUUCCUCCCAUCCCCUUUCCUGCUUCACCCCAUCCCCUUCCCUCCUUCCCCCCAUCCCCUUCCCUGCUUCCCCCCAUCCCCUUCCCUGCUUCCCCCCAUCCCCUUCCCUGCUUCCCCUCAUCCCCUUCCCUGCUUCCCCUCAUCCCCUCCCCUGCUUUCCCCCAUCCCCUUCCCUGCUUCCCCUCAUCCCCUGCCCUACUUCCCCCCAUCCCCCUCCCUGCUUCCCCCCACCCCUUGCCCUGCUUCCCCCCAUCCCCCUCCCUGCUUCCCCCCAUCUCCUUCCCUGCUUCCCCCCUUCCCUUUCCCUGCUUCACCCCAUCCCCUCCCCUGCUUCCCCCCAUCCCGUCCCGUGCUUCCCCCCAUCCCCUUCCCUGCUUCCCCCCAUCCGCUUCCCUGCUUCCCCCCAUCCCCUUCCCUGCUUCCCCCCAUCCCCUUCCCUGCUUCACCCCAUCCCCUUCCCUGCUUCCCCCCAUCCCCUCCCCUUCUUCCCCCCAUCCCCCUCCCUGUUUCCCCCCAUCCCCUUCCCUUCUUCCCCCCAUCCCCUCCCUUGCUUCCUCCCAUCCCCUUCCCUGCUUCACCCCAUCCCCUUCCCUGCUUCCCCCCAUCCCCUUCCCUGCUUCCCCCCAUCCCCUUCCCUGCUUCCCCUCAUCCCCUCCCCUGCUUUCCCCCAUCCCCUUCCCUGCUUUCCCCCAUCCCCUUCCCUACUUUCCCCCAUCCCCUGCCCUGCUUCCCCCCAUCCCCCUCCCUGCUUCCCCCCAUCCCCUUCCCUGCUUCCCCCCUUCCCUUUCCCUGCUUCACCCCAUCCCCUCCCUUGCUUCCCCCCAUCCCGUCCCGUGCUUCCCCCAAUCCCCUUCCCUGCUUCCCCCCAUCCCCUUCCCUGCUUCCCCUCAUCCCCCUCCCUGCUUCCCCUCGUCCCUUUCCCUGCUUCCCCCCAUCCCCUUCCCUGCUUCCCCCCAUCCCCUUCCCUCCUUCCCCCCCUGCUGCCUCCCAUCACUCUCAUUCUCCUUCCUCCCGCACUCACACCUCUCAGUCCUCUCGCACUCUCUCUCUCCGUCCUCUCGCACUCGCACUCUCCUCCCCACCACCCUCAGCCCUCCUUCCCCUCACACCCACCCAUGUUCCCACCUGCCCUCCCCAUCCCUGCCUUUCCCUCCCUGCCCUGCCCUUCCCUUCUCCAUCCCUUCUCAAACCUUCCCUUUCAUGUCAUGGAGCAGUGAGGGAAAUGAGGUGAAGCAGGGAGGGAAAUGA